GGAGCAUGUAUAUGUAGAAUAUUGAAAUGUCAAGUUAUUUGGAUCAACUGCCACGGAGAGCUUGGAAGUGGCCAGGAUAAGCGUCGAGAACGAUAAGGUAAUGUCGCACUCUCGGGCUCUCGUGUCUGCUGUCUGCACAGCGCUUGCGCUGCUGGCCAUGGCCAAUGCCUGCUGCCUGCCGCAUAAGUUUGUUAUGAAUUUCAUUGGAGAGGUUGACGAGGAAUAUUAUGGUGCCAAGAAAAUCUACAACAUCACUGGAAGCAUUGGUGCCAACUUCUACACCCAGAAAUUCAGCCUUCAAUACAGUUUCGACUCGCGUGUCAAAGAGAUAUUGAUCUUAGAACCUUUACAGGAUAAAUUCCUCCACACGCGCCAAGUCAAUCACGAGCCAGCUGUCUGCCACGUGGCUCAGGGUGUUGAUGGCUAUUUGAACAUGGACUACCGGUGUUUCCUAGGAAACAAGAAACUCGUUAAGACUAUUGGUAAAACAUACAAACUUAAACUUGGAAAAUCUAUGAAGAUGACGGGAUUUCUCCAGAGAUCGAGUGAAUAUGUGGAUAUUUGUGAGCUCCAGGGACUACAAACAUUCUCACUAGUGACUGGGUCGGGCAAAGCACUGCGAGUGGGGCUCUUGGUGACAAGUUUCAUGACAGGGCCUUUGAUCGACGUCACUCCAACUUGUACCGAACAGCGGCCACUCAGCCAGAAUGUCAUUACGAUUCCCCUUAUGGCCACAUUUUCGAAAAUGAGUGGAAAGGGUAUCGCCUCAAUGUUCAGUAAGCUCUGGUCAACUGAUGUGCCCGCCGUGCCAACCACUGCGAGGCCAACCACUACCACAUCAACCACUGCCGAACCAACCACUUCCGAACCAGCCACUGCCGAACCAACCAUUGCCAGGCCAUGGGUGGGGGUGACUGAUGGUGAUGUAGUUCAGGGAGGCAGUGGAAGUGGUAAUGGUGGCGACGACGACGAUGAUGACAAUACCGAUGGCACUAUUGUCGAUGAAAGUAGUAGUGGUAGUGGCAAUGGAGAUACAGACGACGAAGAUGGAAGUAGUAGUGUUGGUGUCGAACCACCCUUUGCCGUACCAACCACUGCCGAACCAACCACUGCCCGGCCAACUACUAUCGAACCAACCACCGAAAAACCAAUCACUCCGACGCCCGGUGGUAGAUAUGUUUGGCAAGGUAAUAGCUGGGCUUGGGUGAUUGAUGAAGUUGUAGUUCAGGGAGGCAGUGGAAGUAGUGAUGGUGGCGACGACGACGAUGAUGACAAUACCGAUGGCACUAUUGUCGAUGAAAGUAGUAGUGGUAGUGGCAAUGGAGAUACAGACGACGAAGAUGAUGAUGGUGAUAAAAGCGAAAGUAAGGAAGAAUUUGUAAACGACUCAGGCCACGGUGAUGUCGAUGGUGAUGGGGACUAUGAUGACUAUGACAGAGAGUACUGGUCGUACUAUUGGAAGGACGAAGACCAGGCUAUAGAAGAUUGGGAAGCGCAGUAUGAUGGUCGUUAGUCACCAAAAGGUUGCCACAAUUCUGCAUGAAUUUGUUAAUUGAACGCAAAGAAGUUUCACAUACUAUAUAUAGCGUAUUUAAAUAGGGUUCACGUUGUCACUUUAUAACGUUUCACUUUAAGACGAACUAGUCGUUUCCAAAGAGCGGGCUACAUAUGAUUCACGUUUCACCUUCAUAUCGUUACAUGUCAUGGUAUUACGCCUGAGUCAAUUGACGAACGUUAGUGAUGGCCUUAUUCUGUUUAAAGGCCAUAUAUCAAGGUUUGAAAAACACUGAAAUAUUGAGAACACUGGGAUAUAUAUGUUACGCCGGCAUUCUGGUUGUCACUCGACUUUGUCCUCAAAAGACUCAUUUGGGAUGGAGUACCAUACACGGCAGACCCACAUUCUGUGCAGCAAAAACUGUAUUAGGAUGCCUGAUGCGAGUUUCGUCAGAGAACUCACAUGGAUAGGUUUAGAAGGAACACGUCAGGAUUGAAAAAGGAGGUACAAUUUCACAGCCCACAAAAAUGAAUUUGUUAGUUUGUAUGUGAAAUAUUUGCAUGGUGGGAGUUUGAAUCUUAAAUGCAAAUGAGCAAAUAUUUUGUUACUGUCAAUUUAUUUUGUCAUUGUCCUAAUUAACCGCGGAAAAACUUAAUAAUUUAUUCGGAAACUGACUGCAUAAGUGUAUCCGUUGCAGUUUACACAAUAAAAAAGACGCAAUGUUAGUAGGCCGUCGAUAA
This is a messenger RNA of Lineus longissimus, 2235 nucleotides long. RefSeq lists its product as uncharacterized. NCBI's taxonomy places the organism in Eukaryota, Metazoa, Nemertea, Pilidiophora, Heteronemertea, Lineidae. The coding region runs from base 101 to 1513 and encodes 470 amino acids. The record is from RefSeq and is a predicted model, not a curated record. The transcript has 7 exons.